Messenger RNA from Pongo pygmaeus (Bornean orangutan), 5759 nucleotides. RefSeq names its product caspase-1. Lineage: Eukaryota; Metazoa; Chordata; Mammalia; Primates; Hominidae. The transcript is spliced from 10 exons. Bases 33 to 1247 code for a protein of 404 amino acids. The record is from RefSeq and is a predicted model, not a curated record. Gene Ontology annotation, cellular component: NLRP3 inflammasome complex; AIM2 inflammasome complex; IPAF inflammasome complex. Gene Ontology annotation, biological process: regulation of apoptotic process; proteolysis; regulation of inflammatory response. Gene Ontology annotation, molecular function: caspase binding; cysteine-type endopeptidase activity.
CAGUCACACUAGAAGGGGAGGAGAGAAAAGCCAUGGCCGACAAGGUCCUGAAGGAGAAGAGAAAGCUGUUUAUCCGUUCCAUGGGUGAAGGCACGAUAAAUGGCUUACUGGAUGAAUUAUUACAGACAAGGGUGCUGAACAAGGAAGAGACAGAGAAAGUAAAACGUGAAAAUGCUACAGUUAUGGAUAAGACCCGAGCUUUGCUUGACUCUCUUAUUCCGAAAGGGGCACGGGCAUGUGAAAUUUGCAUCACAUACAUUUGUGAAGAAGACAGUUACCUGGCAGAGACGCUGGGACUCUCAGCAGAUCAAACAUCUGGAAAUUACCUUAAUAUGCAAGACUCUCAAGGAGUACUUUCUUCCUUUCCAGCUCCUCAGGCAGUGCAGGACAACCCAGCUAUGCCCACAUCUUCAGGCUCAAAAGGGAAUGUCAAGCUUUGCUCCCUAAAAGAAGCUCAAAAGAUAUGGAAAGAAAAGCCGGCAGAGAUUUAUCCAAUAAUGGACAAGUCAAGCCGCACACGUCUUGCUCUCAUUAUCUGCAAUGAAGAAUUUGACAGUAUUCCUAGAAGAACUGGAGCUGAGGUUGACAUCACAGGCAUGACAAUGCUGCUACAAAAUCUGGGGUACAGCGUAGAUGUGAAAAAAAAUCUCACUGCUUCGGACAUGACUACAGAGCUGAAGGCAUUUGCACACCGCCCAGAGCACAAGACCUCUGACAGCACAUUCCUGGUGUUCAUGUCUCACGGUAUUCGGGAAGGCAUUUGUGGGAAGAAACACUCUGAGCAAGUCCCAGAUGUAUUACAACUCAAUGAAAUCUUUAAAAUGUUGAAUACCAAGAACUGCCCAAGUUUGAAGGACAAACCGAAGGUGAUCAUCAUCCAGGCCUGCCGUGGUGACAGCCAUGGUGUGGUGUGGUUAAAAGAUUCAGUAGGAGUUUCUAGAAACAUAUCUUUACCAACUACAGAAGAGUUUGAGGAUGAUGCUAUUAAGAAAGCCCACAUUGAGAAGGAUUUUAUCGCUUUCUGCUCUUCCACACCAGAUAAUGUUUCUUGGAGACAUCCCACAAUGGGCUCUGUUUUUAUUAUGAGACUCAUUCAACAUAUGCAAGAAUAUGCCUGUUCCUGUGAUGUGGAGGAAAUUUUCCGCAAGGUUCGAUUUUCAUUUGAGCAGCCAGAUGGUAGAGCGCAGAUGCCCACCACUGAAAGAGUGACUUUGACAAGAUGUUUCUACCUCUUCCCAGGACAUUAAAAUAAGGAAACCGUAUGAAUGUCUGUGGGCAGGGAGUGAAGAGAUCCUUCUGUAAAGGUUUUUGGAAUUAUGUCUGCUGAAUAAUAAACUUUUUUGAAAUAAUAAAUCUAGUAGAAAAAUGAAAACUUGUCCUCAUUUUUCUCCCACACUGAAGAAACAGGGACUGGAACUUAGAGUGACUAAGGAAUUUAGAGUGUUUGACUUAAUCUGUCAGACCCAAACUGGCUAUUGGCACCUUUCUUUCCCAGAACUUAAAGUAAAAUAAAACAUAAAAAUUUAAAAAAGAAAAUCAGACUUACAAACAUAGCAAUGUUAUUAAUUACUUUCUUGAACAAAAAUUUAUUUUGUGCCAUUUUUAAAAAAAGAAAAAUCGUUUGCUGGGCUUUCUGCUUUGGGGAUGUGAUAUAAGUUACAGCAGGUAUCUGACUUCAAAUAAUUUAGAGCUCAGCAGGAGAGAUGGGGGAAGACAGCUAGUUAUGACAGCGACAGUGUAGUGUGAUAAGGAACUUUUCCCAAAUCCCACAGUUUACUACUGACAAAUCCAUGAACAGAACUUGCAUGUUUCUACUGUUUGCAAAAGUAUUUAAGACAAAGAAAGUAAGUUUUGAAUCAACCCUCAGUAGUUCACAGACUUCUUGAAAAGAUAAGACAGCCAUCCAAAAUGAAGCACUUGGCAGAUAGUGCCUGACACCCUGAAGAAACUCUAGGAUGCAUGGUGUGCACAAUGAAGUCCUGGCAUGGUGCAGAGAAAACGAGUUUGAAGUGAAAUCAUUCACUCAGGGGUGUUAAGAUUUAGGGAGGAUUCGAAGAACUACCCCUUACUUGCAAAUAGGAGUUUUUUCUAAUAUUUAAUAUAUUAAAUGAGAGUUAAUUUCUGACUUUUUAAAAACCUUCAUAGUUGAACACAUUACAGUCUCUCUCUCUCUCUUUUCUUUUUUUUUUUUUUGCCUUUUAUUAACUGUUUCUCUGGGCAUAUCUCUUCUGUACUAUCAUGCAUAUUCUACUUCAACCUGAGACUACAUCUGCGAUCAGUCUUUGCUCAGAGAAUAUCAAAAAGCAGAAGUGAAUUGCCACCCUAAGUAAAAAUUAACUGUUAAAGCACUUUUAGUCAGUUGAAGAACAGCAUUCCAGGAAGUACAUAAGAGGAUUCCUUCAGAACUGUCUCCAAUCAAAGGGUAAGAUGACAGGGAGAUGGGGAGGAGAAGACUCCAUCAUGAUUCCUCAGCACAGUUUAAACAAGAAAUACAUUUAUUGAAUAAACAAUCCUUUCCUUGUUUCUUUUUGCUGUUGUUGUUGACUUUGUUGAGUAUCAGUUGGUUAUAGGUGUGUGGCUUUAUUUUGGGGUUCUGUAUUCUGUUCCAUUGGGCUAUGUGUCUGUUUUUUUGUACCAGUACCUUGCUGUUGUGGUUACUGCAGAUUUCUAGCAUAGCUUGAAGUCCAGUAAUGUGAUGCAUCCAUCUUUGUGAAAAGCAGUUUGGAGAUUUACCAAAUAACUAAAAAAAGAACUAUCAUUUGCCCAAGCAUCUCAUUACUGACUGAAUCCUCAAAGGAAAAUGUACUGUUCUAUCAAAAAGACAUGUGCUUUGAAAUGUUUGUCACAGCACUAUUCACUGUAGCCAAAAUAAUAGAAUCAACCCAGGUGUCCAUCAAUGGUGGAUUGGAUUUUAAAAAAUGUGGUACACACCUACUAUGGAAUGUUACACAGCCAUAAAAAUGAAACCCUGCCCUUUGCAGCAACAUGGAUGCAACUGGAGGCCAUUAUUCUAAGCAAAUUAAUGCAGAAACAGAAAACCAAAUAUCACAUAAUCUCACUUGUAAGUUCUAGCUAAAUAUUGUGUACACAUGGACAUAAAGAUGGGAAUAACAGACACAGGGAGCUACUAGAGGGAGGAGUGAAGGAAGAGGGCAAGAGCUGAAAAACUAUGUACUGGGUGCUAUUCUCACUGCCUAGGUGAUAGGUUAAAUUGUACUACAAACCUCUGCAUCAUCUAAUAUACUCUUGUAACAAACCUGCAUAUCUACCCCUGAAACCCAAAUAAAAAUUGAAAUGAAAAAUAAAGAAACCUAAGAUAUACAAAAUAUUUGAUUAAUUCUUAUGGGAAGGUGAAAGGAAACUAGUUAGAUUUUACUCAUUCAGGACAUGUGUUUUUAGGUGAGCGGAGGUAGAAAAACUGACAGAUCAGAAGAGAGGGAUGAAUAGAAGAAGAUGUGGGGCUAUGGAGAGAGAAAAGGAAAAAGAAAACCAGGCUGAGGUUUCAACCCACAAAACAAUGUUUUGUCAUUUGCAUUUUUUUUCCCCAGGGAAGAAUCUAGAGUUCAAGACUAGAAAGCCAAUUUGCUGACUACAGGGCACUUCCCAAUGAUGAAACUAGAGGUUCCCAGAAGCAACUUCAUAAUCUGUAAUCACUUGUCCCCACUCCCUGCAAUAAGGAAAUACCUGGUGUCUUUUAUUUCUGAGUCUGAGGCACUUUCCAGUGCUGUAAGAAGAGACAGAGGCUGUUAGCUAUGGCUGGUGAGUCUGGGCCCUUUUCUGACUAGCAGCUGGGGACUCAGGUCUUAGAAAAAUCUUGAUUUAUUGCUAUGUGACAGGCAGAAAUACCAAAAGGGAAAUCAGCCAAUAGCGUGCAUGCUGAAUCUUUCUCUUAUUGGUGGUAUGUAGUUUGAAUCAUGAGACUCUGUGUAGAGACACUGAAGGAGAGUAUGUUCUCUAGAUGUUUUCAAGCCAGAAAAUGGUUAAUUCCUUUCUUUCAGCUUCUGGUAAUCAAAGAGAGUGUAAGGAAAGACAGAGUAAGUUAUUUGUGUGAGAAAACUCCAGAAAUUUCUAAAUGCACUCUGAAAUCUUCUCUGCUUCCUCUUGAUCCAAAUUAAUCCUCCAGACUAUGAACCUUCUCCCCACAAUCAGAUCUGAGAGCCUCUGUGUUCUCAACGUGUUGUCAUCCCUUAUCUUGAAUUAUCUUAUUGGUCUGUUUAAAGUGAUUGCAUUUUUCCACCUUUCUAUGUAGUCCUGGUACUAACUAUUAUAAUGUAAUACAUCUUAGGUUGCUAUCAUAGACUUUUAACUGUUUUCCCACUCCCAAAAACUUAACCCUUCAGUCCAUACUGCACACUACUUUCAAGCCACCUGUCUUACACACAGAAGCUAAAAAAGCUUAUGAGUUGGAGUCCUGGGCUACUUAAGCAGCUCAUAUUCCAGCAGGUCAUAUUGCGUCUUUGGCUUCAUUCUCCUCAUUGGAAAAAGGAAGAAACUGGAAUAGGUCAGUGCUUUCUAAACCUUAUAACAUAUAUGAAUAAUCUGCAGUCAUAUUUAAAAAUCAGAUUACCACUGCCUUCCCAACCCUGAAUUGCUCAAUCUUUAACAGCCUGUAGACAUUUAUUAACCUUUAAAGAUCUGCAGACAAUUCUUAUGAAGCUAGCCUGGCACAGAUUCUUCUGCAGGUUAGCAUUAUUAGCAAAGGUGGUCAGUUAGUUAACUCUCACCUCUCACAUGCUAGGGAUCUAUUAAUGUAAUUUUCUUGCUCAGCAACAUACAUUGGCUCCCUAUUGCCUUUUAAAAAAUAUCUAAACUUUCAGAUAAUGUUUCAGAUGGUGUUUCUGUCUUUCAAAAUAUACUUAUUCAUUUUUCCAUUAAUCACUCUAAGCCACGAUUUUUAUGUUCAUAAGAAAAAAAAGCAAAUAUUUACUGUAUUUUACUUCACUUAUACUUCCUUGCUGUUAAGUUUCUUUAUUCCUUUGAUUCUCUCAGUAGCUUAAUUAUCUCCAGGUUUACAUCCCUCAGUAGCUUAAUUAUCUCCAAGGUUUACAUCUCACCUCACAAGAUUUAACUGACACUCCUAACAUGCAGGAAUUGCUUGCUUUAAAAAUUUUUUUUUGUCUAUUUUAUGAUACUAAAAAGCAUUUGGCCAGGGAGGAGUAAGUCAGAUUCAUAGCCAUGGCUGCCUCUUUGGCCGGGCAGGCUGACUUUACCGGUCGUAGACUGGAGUAAGGAGAAUCAUUAGAUAAUAGAUAGGAGAAAUGGAAGGGCACUAAUCAAAAACAAGUUAAGUGGGUCAAUAAUUAUAAACAACCAUGUGUAGUUGGUCUUCGUUAAAUAAAACUAGUGAAAAACAGUAUCCUAUAUAAAAUGUGUAAGAACAUCACAUCACUUUGCCUAGGACUGAAACUGCUCGUGAUGAAUUUGGCCUCUAAAUUAUUCCAUUCGUUUUUAUUAUCACUGCAUCUUCAAUUCAUUGAUUACUAAAAUAACAAAAAAUAAUCAAUAAAAACUGUGUUUUAAAAACAGUACUGUGUGAUUGGUAUCUCCUGCACUCUCUCUGACUGAAUAUUUAAAACCAGUCAGUUAAGUUUGUGCUAUUAUUGCCAUUUUAUAGUUGAGGAAGGUGUCUAGAAAAGGACUAUGAAAUUUUCUUUUGGUCUAAUGUCUGUUGAGAAGAGUGAAUCUAGGUUGGCCUGACUCUUAAACUCGACACACUAAUGUUCUGUCAAUUUUCCGCAAACAAAUAUCUUCAAAUGGUG